Molecule: messenger RNA, 2228 nt
Organism: Branchiostoma belcheri (Belcher's lancelet)
Lineage: Eukaryota; Metazoa; Chordata; Leptocardii; Amphioxiformes; Branchiostomatidae
Product: sodium-coupled monocarboxylate transporter 1-like
Exons: 13
Coding region: 131-1930 (599 amino acids)
Biological process (GO): sodium ion transport; transmembrane transport
Cellular component (GO): membrane
Molecular function (GO): symporter activity
Source: RefSeq, a predicted model, not a curated record
CAAACAUCACUGUUCACACAACGGGCCACACUGUGUGCGUUUGGCUCCGCCCUUUGGUGACGCUUUGCCGGUACUUAUUAAGUGCUUAGUCCACAUAAUAAGUCCACACACAAGACGGGCAACGGACAAGAUGGUCGCAGAAGGUCUAGCUCCGCGGAACUACCCGCUGUUUUCAGCAUGGGACUACGUGGUGUUCGCCAUCAUGUUGUGCAUUUCUGCCGGAAUCGGCAUCUUUUACGCCUUCAAGGGCGGCGGGCAGAAGUCGACCAAAGAGUUUCUGCUCGCCGACCGCUCCAUGUCGGUCCCGCCCGUCGCCAUGUCUCUCCUGGCGUCCUUCAUGUCGGCCAUCACGGUUCUAGGGACGCCUGCGGAGGUCUACACGUACGGGACGAUGUUCUGGAUGUUCUGGAUCACCUACAUGAUCAUGGUCAUGGUCUCCGCUCACUUCUAUCUGCCCGUGUUCUUUGAUCUGGGAGUGACCAGUGCGUAUGAGUAUCUUGAGAGGAGGUUCUCUCCCGGCAUCAGACGACUGGGCUCGUUCACCUUCAUAUGUCAGAUGGUGUGUGUGAUGUUGGCGGGGUUUCUCGCUGUGAUUAUCCAGGGAAGCAUCAACGAGGGAGGCUUCAGUGAGAUCUGGCGGAUCGCUGAGAGAGGGCAGAGGGUCGAGUUCUUCAAUUUUGACCCGGACCCCAGAGUACGUCACAGUACGUGGAGCGUGCUGUUUGGUGGACUGUUCACCUGGGUUGCCAUAUUUGGUGUGAACCAGUCUCAGGUACAGAGGUACCUCAGUGUGGAGAAGAAGUCACGUGCUCAAAUCGCCCUGUACCUGAACGGGUUCGGGCUGGUUGUGAUUGUAACGCUGGCCGCCAUGUGCGGACUGGUCAUGUACGCACGGUACGAGAACUGUGACCCCAUCACCGCUGGAUUCAUCCAAACCUCGGACCAGAUGAUGCCGUUUACUGUCAUGGAGAUCCUCAGCUACUUACCAGGCAUUCCAGGCCUUUUCGUGUCCUCUGUCUUCGCCGGCGCUCUCAGUACCAUGUCGUCCGGCCUGAACUCCCUGUCUGCUGUCACACUGGAGGAUUUCGUCAAACCGUACAAGAAGAACCUGACAGAAGCACAGUACACUGUCAUCACCAAGAUUCUCGUGGCGAUCUUUGGCGGCCUGAUGAUGCUGAUGGCCUGGGUGUCGUCCUAUCUUGGAUCUGUUCUACAGGCUGCGCUGAGUAUUUUCGGGAUGAUCGGAGGUCCUCUUCUCGGUCUCUUCACUCUGGGGAUGUUCUUCCCGUGGGCCAACACUAUCGGUGCGUACUCCGGUAUGCUGGUGGGUUUUGUGAUGACUUUCUGGGUUGGGAUCGGAGCGCAGGUGUGGAAGCCCAUCGUGCCCAAACCGCCCGUCUCCAUCGCCGGCUGCGAACGUCUGAACGUCACCAACGUCACCACGUCAGCCGUCUCCAUGGCAACAGAACUGUUCACCGGCACGACGGAGGCUGUGUCAGAUGUCGCCGAAAGACCGGCCCUAGCGGAGUUGUAUAACAUCUCCUAUCUGUACUAUAGUCUGAUAGCAGUACUGUCUGUACUGAUAGUCGGACUGAUCGUCAGCUUCUUAACAGGCGCCCAGGACCCCGCUAAACUCGACCCCAGGCUGAUCUCUCCGUUCUUUGAUAUCGUCUGUUGCUGCUGUCCGGGAGGCUGUCUCAGGAAGCUGCACUGUGGGGUACAGCACGACGACAAGGACGCGUGGGACCAGAGGGACCGAGAGAAGGCUGCAGAAGCAGAGCGGGACGAUAAAGACCGUUUGGAACUCGCCGAACAACAACAAAAUGGCGGCAUAGAAAAUGGCGGUAUAGAAAAUGGCGGCAUGAAACUUCAAAACGAAGUCAAAGUCAGUUAUUCAGUCAACGACGACGAUGCUCUAACAGUUCUGUAGACACGGGACCACGUGUACGUCCAAACGGAGCGUUAAACGGAUUCAACAUCACAUUUUUGUUUGUUUAUAUGUGGUACUGAGUGCAUAAAAUCAGCAUUGUCAUUACUUUGUAAAAAUGGUUACAUGUAUUUUGAAUCGCAAAUACUGUUGAAUCAUCUUGAAAAAUUCCCUAUACAAAAAUAUCGUUUUGUGAAAAUGAUAUUACCUAGAAAUGGCGAAAAGAUGUAAUAUUAAUGCAUCAUUGAUUAAAUAUCAUAUGCAAAAAAUAAGAAGGAAGCAAUCACCAGCUAUCAACGUA